UUUGCCGUCGGCUGGGUUUAUGGAGAGCAGAUGUGUGAAUCAUCUAAAGUUCAUCCGCUGCUCAAGCCCUACAAAUGUCUGUCUGAGAAGGAUAAGGAGGUGUACCGCUGGCCAAUCAGAGAUAGUCUGAAGACGAUGCUGUCGUGGGGCUGGAGCAUCGAGCGGAUGAGAGAGAGCGACGCGUCCACGUUACACAACCGCACGCGCCGGAUCUCUCUGUCUAGUCAGCGCUCCAUAGAGGGCGCUCACGGUUUCAGCCCGCGGCCCGUCGACAUGAGCAACGUGACGCUGUCCAGAGACCUGCAUACGAUGGCGGAGCUGCUGGCCGAGAACUAUCACAACAUUUGGGCUCAGAAGAAAAAACUGGAGCUGGAAUCCAAAG
Messenger RNA from Sinocyclocheilus anshuiensis, 382 nucleotides. RefSeq names its product ryanodine receptor 2-like. Gene Ontology annotation, cellular component: calcium channel complex; sarcolemma; sarcoplasmic reticulum membrane. Lineage: Eukaryota; Metazoa; Chordata; Actinopteri; Cypriniformes; Cyprinidae. Gene Ontology annotation, molecular function: ryanodine-sensitive calcium-release channel activity. The transcript is spliced from 4 exons. The annotation marks the transcript as partial. The record is from RefSeq and is a predicted model, not a curated record. Gene Ontology annotation, biological process: release of sequestered calcium ion into cytosol by sarcoplasmic reticulum; striated muscle contraction.